AUGAGUAGCCAUUCUGGGGUUAUUAAAAAGGUCAAGAUUACAGAAGAGCAUGCUGUAUUGAGUAUUGAAGAGCAAGAAAUAAAGAAACAAGAAGAACAGUUGGCAAUUGUUAAGGAACUUAGAAGCUCAGAAGUCUGGCAUGAAGCCAUUCCCUACAGCUACAUGACACCUUCAGCAAUCAGACAUUCACUUACGGCAACAACACUUCGUGGGACACACAAAAUUUUGCGUCGACCACUCAAAUUCUUAAAGGAUAAUCCAAGCGAGUGUAUCGUUAUUGUUUACCUUGGUGAUCAUUUGUGCGGAAACAAUGGGAUUCACAAUGGAUUAUUGGCCACCUUACUUGAUGAACAGCUAGCUUAUGUGUCUCUCCCUAAUUUACCUAAUUUCACUGGUUUUACUGCGAAUCUGGAUAUAAAUUACUUUGAAACAGUUGGACCAAAUCAAUGGAUUGUAAUUCGUGGUAUUUUAGACAAAGUUGAAGGCCGCAAGGCAUUUGCGAAUGCGUGGAUAGAAAAUCUAGAGGGUGUACGAAUGACAGAAGCCAGAUCCUUAUACAUUAGUCCUAAAACCCAAUAA
Mucor mucedo is the source of this 579-nucleotide messenger RNA. RefSeq names its product HotDog domain-containing protein. The record is from RefSeq and is a predicted model, not a curated record. NCBI's taxonomy places the organism in Eukaryota, Fungi, Mucoromycota, Mucoromycetes, Mucorales, Mucoraceae. The transcript is spliced from 3 exons. Bases 1 to 579 code for a protein of 192 amino acids.